UCCGAAGAUUGAGCGCCAUGUUUCUGGUUUGAAAAAAUGAACACUAAAAAGAGGAAGGGAGGAGGAGAGACGUGGGAGAAAGGAGACGAAAUACUACAAGGAGUAAUUCUUGCCGAUAGCUUUAAUUUUAAAUUUUUACCGAUAACAUUGGAAAGGCCGAGGGCUUUGCUACCUUUGGUGAACUGCACUUUGUUGGACUACACUAUAGAAUUCCUGGUAGAAGCUGGGGUUGAGGAGAUAUUUGUAUUCUGCUGUGCACAUGCUGAUCAAAUAGUCAAACAUUUAAAUGACUCAAAAUGGAUGGGUUCCAGAUCACCAUGUGAAAUUCAUACUGUGAUAGUAGAAAACUGUCUAUCUACUGGUGAUGCAUUGAGGGAGAUUGAUAGAAAGUCCCUCAUCAGGUCAGACUUUGUUCUUGUUAGUGGAGAUGUUGUCUCCAACAUGAAACUAAAACAUGUUCUUAAUGAACACAAAGCAAGACGUCAAAAGGAUAAAUCAUCAAUUAUGACCAUGGUAUUCAAAACAGCAAACCCUGGACACAGAACAAGGUGUCGGGAAGAUGAUACAGUACUUGCUUUAGAUUCUUCAACCAACAGAGUAUUAUUCUAUGAAAGAACAAUAAAGAGAAAGAAGUUUGAAUUUCCACUGACUUUGUUUGCCGACAAUCAUAAUAUUCAGCUAAGAUAUGACCUCUUGGACUGCCACAUCUGUAUCUGUUCUACACAGGUUCCCCAUCUCUUUACAGACAACUUUGACUAUCAAACAAGACAAGAUUUCAUCAAAGGAAUUCUCAUCAAUGAAGAUAUUUUGGGGAACCAGAUUCACUGUAACAUUAUAAAUGACACUUAUGCUGCUAGAGUAUCUAACUUUUACAUGUAUGAUGCUGUAAGUAAAGACAUCCUUCAUCGCUGGUCAUAUCCUAUUGUUCCAGACAACAGCUCAUUCUUCAUGGAAGAUUCAUACAGCUAUAUCAGGCAUAAUUUAUAUCUAGAUAAAGAUCUAUCUCUAGCAAGGGAUUGUGAAUUGAAAGAAAACCUCAUCAUUGGUUGUGGUACAUCUGUUGGGACAGGGACUGUUCUUUCUAACUGUGUCAUUGGGAAAAAUUGUACCAUAGGUGAUAAUGUAACCAUACAAGGUGCUCAUCUUUGGGAUAAUGUAGUGGUAGAGAGUAACUGUAUCAUAUCUGAUUCCAUCCUGUGCUCAGGUGCUCACAUCAAAAAGGAUGUCUCUAUAACCACAGGUUCUCUGGUAUCAUUUAAUGUUGUUAUUGGCCCUGAUAUUAAACUCAAACCCAGAUCUAGAGUUACACUAAAGCAAAAACAAGAUGACGAAGGGGACUUUGGUAUGGAGGAUUUAUCACUAGAGGACAAACAAGAGACUCAAGAACCACCAGGGUUCAAUGCCGAAGAUGUUGGUGAAGAAGGUCAAGGUUACCUAUGGUUACAUAGUGAUGACAUUGAUAGUGAUGAUGAUGAUGAAAACCGUGAGCUUGAUCUAUGGGGUGAGGAGAGGGAGAGCUCCAGUGAAGAUGAAGUGAGUUCAAUCAGCAGUGAAGAGAGCCUUGAACCAGAGAGCCCACCUCCUGAGGACUCUAGUUUGUUUUAUAAUGAAGUACUUGAGACCAUCCGCCAUGGAGUAGCUGAUAAAGUAUCACCGGACAACAUGGUCCUGGAGAUCAACGCUUCUAAGUUCGCGUACAAUGUUACAUUUCGUGAUGUCAAUCAAUCGAUGGUCAAAGCAUUGCUAGAGACGUCCCUGCCUGAUAAUACAAUGGACAAACGAUCCCAAGCAAAAUCACUGAAAAAGACAUUAGAUCACCUCAAACCCUUAAUGGAGAAGUACAUCAGAGAUGCAGACGGACAGAAAGACCUGAUCAUUUAUGCUGAGGAAUUCUUCGCUCUUAACAAGUGGUGCAACGCCAUGCUUCAGAUCUACCUCAAUCACCUCUACAACGUGGAUCUCCUUGAAGAGACGGUUAUCCUUAGUUGGCAUGCCAACCCUGGCGUACAUGAUGACCAUGUCGUGGAAUCACAGAAAAAACUACUACGAGAAAGGGUUUUGCCAUUCAUUAAAUGGCUAAAAGAAGCCGAAGAAGAAAGCGAGGACGAAGACGAGGAUGAUGAUUAGAGCCAGUGGUAUCCUUAGAAGUCGGUAUUACAGUUGUAAUCAUGGUAGAAAUUGAAAAGAUCAAUAAACAAGGGCUUAUAUACUUCA
Actinia tenebrosa (Australian red waratah sea anemone) is the source of this 2214-nucleotide messenger RNA. Its product is annotated as translation initiation factor eIF2B subunit epsilon. NCBI's taxonomy places the organism in Eukaryota, Metazoa, Cnidaria, Anthozoa, Actiniaria, Actiniidae. The record is from RefSeq and is a predicted model, not a curated record. Gene Ontology annotation, cellular component: eukaryotic translation initiation factor 2B complex. Gene Ontology annotation, biological process: biosynthetic process. Gene Ontology annotation, molecular function: guanyl-nucleotide exchange factor activity; translation initiation factor activity; translation initiation factor binding.